Messenger RNA from Hippopotamus amphibius kiboko, 2836 nucleotides. RefSeq names its product interferon regulatory factor 2 (gene IRF2). Bases 226 to 1578 code for a protein of 450 amino acids. Lineage: Eukaryota; Metazoa; Chordata; Mammalia; Artiodactyla; Hippopotamidae. The transcript is spliced from 10 exons. Gene Ontology annotation, cellular component: nucleus. Gene Ontology annotation, biological process: immune system process; regulation of transcription by RNA polymerase II. The record is from RefSeq and is a predicted model, not a curated record. Gene Ontology annotation, molecular function: RNA polymerase II cis-regulatory region sequence-specific DNA binding; DNA-binding transcription factor activity, RNA polymerase II-specific.
CCAGCCUCAGCGCUUCGCAGUUUCCUCUCCUUGUUUUGCUUUCGAUCUGGACUGUUCUCAGGCAAGCCGGGGAGUAACUUUUAGUUUUGCUCCUGCGAUUAUUCAACUGACGGGCUUUCAUUUCCAUUUCACACACCCUAGCAACACUUAAGCCUUGCGGAAUUGUAUUGAUAGCGUGAAAAAGCACACUGAGAGUAUGAUAAUCUCUAAGCCACUUGCAGCAACAUGGAUGGACCCAAAGAUGAUCAUACCAAGUAUUUCUCCUCUUCAGCCUUCCGCAUUCCCUGGUGCAGAGAGGGACAUUACCACCCACCUGGUCUGAAGAAGGACAAAAGGAGGUCACAGAUAAGCUUGAAGAGGGAAGGGAGUCAGACAUUGAGAAAGAAGAGUGGUGGCCUCCAUUUUUCUCUGGAGCUGGAGGCAAGAUCAUUUGCUGGGACUGACGGGGAACAGGAGGGAGAAGCCAAAACAAAACAAAAACAAAAACAAAAAACCUGCAGAGACUUUUUGAAAGCUCCGGAGCGCACCAUGCCGGUGGAGAGGAUGCGCAUGCGCCCGUGGCUGGAGGAACAGAUCAACUCCAACACGAUACCGGGGCUAAAGUGGCUUAACAAGGAAAAGAAGAUUUUUCAGAUCCCCUGGAUGCAUGCAGCUAGACACGGGUGGGAUGUGGAAAAAGAUGCACCACUCUUUAGGAACUGGGCCAUACAUACAGGAAAGCAUCAACCAGGAGUAGAUAAACCUGACCCAAAAACAUGGAAGGCGAAUUUCCGAUGUGCCAUGAACUCUUUGCCUGACAUUGAAGAGGUCAAGGAUAAAAGCAUAAAGAAAGGAAACAAUGCCUUCAGAGUCUACCGGAUGUUGCCCUUAUCUGAACGGCCUUCUAAGAAAGGAAAGAAACCAAAGACAGAAAAAGAAGACAGAGUGAAACAUAUCAAGCAAGAACCAGUUGAGUCAUCUUUGGGGCUUAGUAAUGGAGUAAGUGAUCUUUCUCCUGAGUAUGCGGUCCUGACUUCAGCUAUAAAAAAUGAAGUGGAUAGUACGGUGAACAUCAUAGUCGUAGGACAGUCACAUCUGGACAGCAGCAUUGAGGAUCAAGAGAUUGUCACCAAUCCACCAGACAUCUGCCAGGUUGUGGAGGUGACCACGGAAAGCGACGAGCAGCCGGUCAGCAUGAGCGAGCUCUACCCCCUGCAGAUCUCCCCCGUGUCUUCCUACGCAGAAAGCGAAACUACCGAUAGUGUGCCCAGUGAUGAAGAGAGCUCGGAGGGCCGCCCGCACUGGCGGAAGAGGAACAUUGAAGGCAAACAGUACCUCAGCAACAUGGGCACGCGGAGCACGUACCUGCUGCCCAGCAUGGCCACCUUCGUCACUUCCAGCAAGCCCGACCUCCAGGUCACCAUCAAAGAGGAGAGCUGUCCGGUGCCUUAUAACAGCUCCUGGCCCCCGUUCCCUGACCUCCCCCUCGCCCCCUCCGUGACCCCAGCGCCCAGCAGCAGCCGGCCGGACCGGGAGACCCGGGCCAGCGUCAUCAAGAAGACCUCCGACAUCACCCAGGCCCGCGUCAAGAGCUGUUAAGCCUUCGACCUCCCCUGGUGGUUGUUGGGAUUUCUUGGCUUUGUUUUCUUGUUUGUUUGUAUUUUAUUUUUCUUUCUGACACCUGUUUUAGACAAAUCUUAAGGGAAAAAGCCUUGACAAUAGAACUUUGAUUGCUGUGUCCAACUCCAGUACUGGAGCUUCUUUUAAACUCAGGACUCCAGCCCUUUGGUAGACGCGUAUCUCUAGAGCCUGCUGGAUCUCCCAGGGCUGUUCCCUCAAGUUCAAGGACGUCAUAGGACCAACAUUCACACAGGCAGUGAGGUGCUGCAUUGCCUGCGGUCAAGGCCAGCAUGGUGGAAUGGAUGCCUCCGAAUGGAGGAGAAAAUGUGAACUAGCUGGAAUUUUUUAUUCUUGUGAAUAUGUACAUAGGGCAGUACUAGCGACGUUGCAGUCUGCUUCUGCACCUUAUCUUAAAGCACUUACAGAUAGACCUUCUUGUGAUCCUGCUCUGUUUCAUAGCACAGUCAACACCCCUCUUCCCCCUCCCCUCCCCUCAUCCCACUCCUCCCCUCCCCUCUUCCAUCCCACUCCUCCCCUCCCCUCCAUCCCACUCCUCCCCUCCCCUCCAUCCCACUCCUCCCCUCCCCUCCAUCCCACUCCUCCCCUCCCCUCUUCCAUCCCACUCCUCCCCUCCCCUCUUCCAUCCCACUCCUCCCCUCCCCUCCAUCCCACACCUCCCCUCCCCCUUUAUCCCACCCCCCUCCCCUUCCCUCCCCUUUUACCCCACCCCCCCUUCAUUUUCUUUCCUCCUUUUCCUUCCCUCAAAGGCUGUGUUCCACAUCCCUGAGGAGGAGAAGAAAAUGAACUUCUCCAAGAUGUCCCAUUUUAAAAGACUGCUUUAAAACAACAAAACAAAAGAAAAAAGAAAAUCUUUCUAAUCUGCUAUGCUUGAAUGCCACGCGGUACAAAGGAAAACUAUCAUGGAGAGAUUAUGCAAAUUCCCAGAUCUGAAGACAAAAAUACUCGAAUUCUAACCAGAGCGAGCUUUUUUAUUUUUUAUACCGGGGAAUAUUUUAUUCAAGGUAAAAUUCUAAGAAAAUAUAAUUGUUUUUUAUCUUUUCUACAGCAAAUUUAUAAUUUUAAGAUUCCUUUUCUUGUUUAUCAGCAGUUGUUCUUACAUCCUUGUGGCACAUUUUUUUUUUAAUUUUGUAAAGGUGAAAAAGCUUUUAUGAGCUCAUGUAGCAAUCAGAUUAUCCUGUGGAUUGAUAAUAAAUAAAUAUGAUAUAUAAAUUUUUAA